Messenger RNA from Physella acuta, 2442 nucleotides. RefSeq names its product leucine-rich repeat protein soc-2 homolog. Gene Ontology annotation, molecular function: protein binding. Lineage: Eukaryota; Metazoa; Mollusca; Gastropoda; Physidae. The record is from RefSeq and is a predicted model, not a curated record.
AUGGCGCUAAACCAUGCAGUUCUGCUCACUGUCCUGUUCGGGUCAUUAGUGUACACCUAUGGCGCCACCUGUUCUGUCCUGCAGGACAUGUACUCUAAGACAUGUCUGGGAAGCCGUUUUACCAUCCGGUGUAUAGGCGUGACGAUUCCUCGCAUUAUGACAUAUGACGAGUGUCAUCUGAAUGUCACUGACAUAAUGUUCCGUAACAGUGUCGUUGAAAGUAUAGAGGACAACAGCCUUCCGGGACUUGUAUUUCUCGAGGUAUUUAAUUCCACAAUAAAAAACAUUUCCGACGGCGCCUUCAACAACUGCGCCCAUACCCUGACCGGCCUCCGUUUAAGCAGGUCGGUAAUCCCAGACGUCCCAAACGUUCUGAGAGGCUUGCAGCAUCUGGGCGUCUUGCUGCUACGUGACCUCACGAUCGGCACCUGGAACAGCUCCGACCUUCACCUUGUCGGUCAGACCGUCUCGCAUCUGAAUUUGGGCAACAAUUCCUUGACCACGUGGCCGGACUGGAUGCAGAACUUCAACGCUCUGAGAAUUCUGGAAUUUGUCGAUAACCCAGUGACGACCAUCCCGGAUGACUCACUACAAAACGUUGCCAGUACCUUGACCGAUCUAAACGUUGUUGGCGCUUUAACACACAUCCCCAGCGGUUGGUCAGAGUUGAAAGCACUAACAGGUUUAACGCUAAGAAAUAACAGAUUAACACAAGUCAGGAACAUACCCCCGCAGAUAACUAACCUUAACCUGGCCAAUAAUCGAAUCACAGAAAUCACCAUCGACUCCUUUCCUUUACCGUCAAGUCUUGAAAUACUAGACCUCUCAAGAAACCCAAUCACAACCAUCACCAAAGACGCCUUCACCCAUCUCCAGACUCUAAGUUUCCUGUCUUUGAGAUACACCAGCCUGACGAGGAUGCCACUGGCACUGACGUUACUCACCCAUGACAGCUACAUAGACAUGAGGAACAUCACGGGUCUGGUGUGCACGUGCCUGGAGUCUGGUCUGACACCCUGGUUCUCUGCCCACCCCGCCCUGAAGGUUGAUGGAAAUUGUGGUGAAGUCGGUGUCCAGUUGUUUUUUACCCAGGUCGCUGUCAGCUGUCCGAGCUAUACCUUCCACCUAAACCUUGUCUACUUCCAAGCUUUCAGCGUAAAACAGAAAAUGGCGCUAAAUCAUGCAGUUCUGUUCACCGUCCUGUUCGGGUCCUUCGUGUACACCUAUGGCACCACCUGUUCUGUCCUGCAGGACAUGUACUCUAAGACGUGUCUGGGGAACGGUUAUACCAUCAGGUGUAACAACGUGACAAUUCCUCGCCUGAUGACAUAUGACGAGUGUCACCUGAAUGUCACCGAGAUAAUGUUCCGCGACAGCGUCAUCGAAAGCAUAGAGGACAACAGCCUGCCAGGACUUAAAUAUCUCGAGGCAUUUAAUUCGACCAUUAAAAAUAUUUCCGACGGCGCCUUCAACAACUGCGCCCAGACCCUGACCAGCAUCCAUUUCAGCAGAUCGGAAGUUCCAGACGUCCCAAACGUUCUGAGUGGCCUUCAACAUCUGGGCGUCUUGGAGCUGCGUGACGUCACCAUCGGCACCUGGAACAGCUCCGACCUUCACCUUGUUGGUCAGACCAUUUGGAAUUUGAUUUUGGCAAACAAUUCCUUGACCACAUGGCCGGAAUGGAUGCAGAACUUCAAAGCUCUGAAAUAUCUGGACUUUGUAGAUAAUCACGUGACAACCGUCCCGGACAAUGCCCUGCUAAAUAUAGCCAAUACCUUGACCGAUCUAAAUUUUGAGGACGCCAACUUAAUACACAUUCCCAAUGAUUGGUCACAGUUGAAAGCAUUAAAACGAUUAACGUUAAUGGAUAAUAUAUUGACAGAAGCAAGGAACAUACCCUCACAGCUAUCAUACUUAAACCUCGUCAAUAACCGAUUCACAGAAAUAACCGUCGACUCGUUUCCUUUAUCUUCAAGUCUUGUAGAGCUAGACCUCUCAGAAAACCCUAUCACAUUCAUAUCCAAUGACGCUUUUCGCAAUCUCCAGGCUUUAAGUUACUUGUCUUUGAGGUACACCAGCCUGACCAGGGUGCCACUUGGCCUGACGUUCUUGACCCAGCCCAGUCACAUUGACCUGCGGGAUGUGACGUCACUGGUGUGCACGUGCCUGGAGUCUGGUCUGACACCCUGGUUCUCUGCCCACCCCACGCUAUUACUUGAAGGGAUAUGUGGUGACAUCAGUAUCCAGUCAUUUUAUACAGAGCUCGCUUUCAGCUGUCCGGGCUAGUGUGUUCUGUUGUUUAACUCUUGUUGGAGCCAAGAGCUUGGAAAAGUGAGGGUUUUUUUUAAUGUAAUUAUUUACUAUGCAUCUCUCAUUCAAAUAAUUUAUUAAUGCCCGGGGACAAACUUUCGAUUUGCACCCCCCUUGAACUUUUCAUUUGCA